Strongylocentrotus purpuratus (purple sea urchin) is the source of this 5252-nucleotide messenger RNA. RefSeq lists its product as uncharacterized. The record is from RefSeq and is a predicted model, not a curated record. Bases 295 to 2064 code for a protein of 589 amino acids. Lineage: Eukaryota; Metazoa; Echinodermata; Echinoidea; Camarodonta; Strongylocentrotidae. The transcript is spliced from 18 exons.
CCAUCAUAACAUUACAGGCACACGUCCACAGCAAAUGUGAACAGUGGAUCGGUCGACCGGACCCUGGCGAGCUUGUGCCCCGUAUAACAUACAUGCACCAAGUACCGUUUCCCGUGAGCUGGCCAUCUCUUUGCAUGCUCUAGAUAUAGCGUACAUUGCCUUGACUGCCACAGGCCAGGGGCGCGGGCCACGUUGAUUAAUAUUUCUGGCCAGCUGAUUGUGUACAGCGCUUUUAUGCCAGUCUCAUUUUGACCAGUAUACGUUCGGUAUUUUCAGUAUUUUGAUAACUAGAAAAUGGAGGACGAAGAAGAGAUAAACUUGGAAGACACUUUCGAUAUCACACAUGAGCUUGAAAAUCCCAAUUCACCGUUUGCGAAUGUCCAAGAUCGUGAAGAUGGAAACGAUGUUGCACCCGAUCUUCUCGCAGAUGGGUUCAAAUCGGAGACGGAAGAUGAUUCGCUUGGGAUGGAUUCUUCUGACAUGUCUGAUCAAAUGAGAAAUGAAGGAGGAAGCAGAACCUUCAUGCAAAGCGUUGGAGUUGGUGUCGUUUUUAUUCAGUGUUAUUUCGUGACAAUUGCUUGCAUCUUAGGAACAGGCAUCCUCGGAUUACCGGUGACUCUGUCUCAUUCUGGCUUCCUCCCGUUUCUCGUCUCAUUUCUCAUUGGCUUUGUUGUUCAGGCCCUACUCAUCUACUUCUUCAUCGAUGUGCUACAGAGAGCUCAUGCAUACAACAUUGAGAAACAUAAAUGUCUGAGUUUUGAGGAGCAGCAAGUCCCACUCACAAAUUUCACUGAAAAUGAAGAAUCAAACCACGGUUCUUCUAAGGGCAGCUCAAGACACUCGCUGCGUAGGAUAGCGAGAAAAGUGGCCACACCAAACCUUCAUAUGAUGGGCACGUUGUUUCUAGGGCGUGGUCUUAGCCAAGCAUUUGAUGUCAUUCUCCUCUUACAGUUUGUUUCAAUCUUAAUCAGCUAUGCACUGGCUGGGAGUGAAGCUUAUGCACAACUUCUUCAUAUUGAAAAGUACCUGUACAUCAUCCCAGCCUUUGUGUGGAUUCUCUCUGCAGGCAUUGUGUUUGCCCAGCGUAUCAUUCAACCUGUCGUCUCUCUCUUCACGUUAGCUAAAGGGGGUCUACUUGUUGCAACAGUUGUGGUAACAUUUGGUGUUGGAUCAGCUGUGGGUAACACUAUAACCAAUGACUUUCACUACAUGGGUUCACCAUUCCUGAUGGGGACAGUAGCUUUAGGGGGUGUGUGCAAUGUAAUGCCGAUGAUGUACAGCAGAAUAGCGUAUUCAAGAAAACAGAUUUCUUCAUUUUGGUGGACUGUGUUUGCAGGCCUUGCUACAUGCAUGAUCCUCAAUGUCUUGUGGUGUUGGGCUGUGUUAGACAUAGUACCUCAACUGAGUAGCUGUACAACUCAUAUAACAGAAGAAGUCCUUGUUCAAGAAAAUACCACCGAAGUUAAUGUAUUCACAAGUCCAUCGGUUUCACCAUGUGUCGAAGAUUUAUCCUUAGAAAGAUCUGCCAAACAAGGAGAAAUAUCAACUGUUCCAUUGAUAGAGAUCUUAGAAGAUGAUUACCCACAAUACACCUGGGUGGCUAUACUGGUGGAACUCUUUAUCAUGAUCAGUAUUACAGUAUCAUACCUCACUAUAGGAUCAGCCAUGUUACAUUCAUUUCUAGGUUGGCUGGAUGCCCACAUGGCCUGGGAUAAAGUUGAUAAAGGAAACACUGUCCCAGCAAAAGUUAAAUACUGCCCGAAAAGGAUAUGCAGACCUCUGUUGAGUCUUCUUGUCUUUGGUUUAGUGUUUGUGGUAGCUAUGUUAGAUCCAAAGGGUUUUGUAACCAUGCUUGAUAAGAUUGCUUCUCUUCUUCUCAACUUGGAGGCUGGUCUUUUCAUCUUUCUUAUGAUCAGAAGGAGCAACUCAGCUAAAUAUAGGAGUCUGAUAAUCCCAUACCCUGUCCAUCGGUACAUCUACCCAACUCAUUACAUCAUCGCUAUCUAUUUCCUGUUUGCUGUCAUCUAUGACAUCACAGUGAUAGCCAUUGAAUGGUUCACAUGAAACUUUUAAUCACGUAAACUUUCAAAUGUGAACAGGUUUCUGUCAUAUAUGACAUGACAGUGAUAUCCAUUGAAUGGUUCACAUGAAACUUUUCAUCUCGUAAACUUUCAAAUGUGAACAGUUUUCUGUCAUCUAUGGCAUGACAGUGAUAGCCAUUGAAUGGUUCACAUGAAACUUUUCAUCUCGUAAACUUUCAAAUGUGAACAGUUUUCUGUCAUCUAUGGCAUGACAGUGAUAGCCAUUGAAUGGUUCGCAUGAAACUUUUAAUCACGUACACUUUCAAAUGUGAACAGGUUUCUGUCAUCUAUGACAUGACAGUGAUAGCCAUUGAAUGGUUCACAUGAAACUUUUAACCACAUACACUUUCAAAUGUGAACAGGUUUCUCUCAUAUAUGACAUAAAAGUGAUAGCCAUUGAAUACUUAUGAAUAUUCAUCAGGUUAACUAUCAAAUGUUUAAACAUAUAGGACCAUGUCAUAUAUGACAUGACAUGACAGUGACGGCCAUUGAAUGGUUCACAUGAAACAUCACAUAAAAUUUCCAAUGUAAACAGGGUUCUAUCAUCUAUGACUUCACAGUGAUGGCCAUUGAAUACUUAUCAUGAAAUUUGACAGGUAAUUUUUUAAAUAUGAAAGGACCACUGUCAAGUUCGAAGUUUAAGAUAUGUAAAGAAUGGUAUUCAAGUUGACUAGAAUCAGGGGCCAGUUUCUCGAACCCGUCAUAAGUCUAAGUUCAUGGAUAUCCCAUAGAAACCUGUGUUAAUUCUAUAACACAACACGUUUCAACAGGAUGCCUAAAAAGUUAGAUUUAUGACGGUUUUGAGACACAGCCCCAAGGUGUAAAGCUUUUAUAUGUUCACUGGUUCCCAGCACACAAGGUUAUUUUAGGAAUGGCAUCAAAGUUAACUUCAAUGGUUGCUUUCACAUAUGAAUAGGUCCUUAUUUGUGUGCCAAUACAUACAUAAAUGUACAUGUACAUGUAGACCACUGCUAGCUCACAGGGUGAUGUGUGAAAGGGCUGACCUUGGACAAAUUUUUUCAUUGUUAUAUUAUCAAUCAAUUAUAUUGGGCGUUUCUAGAAUCAGGUGUGAACAGCUGUCUCAAUUGUAAAGGGACCAAUGCUUCUGCAGUGGUUAUUUUUGAAGAAUGACAGUUACAUGUAAUAGCAAUAGCUUUUUUUUUAUUUUUUUUUAAUUAUUAUGUUUCUCUUUGAUUGUCUUUGUGCUUGCUCUGGACUACCAGUACUAUGGUAAAAGCCGAAUAAUGAUACUGUGAUACAUUCCAUAUUCCAAAAAGUCAACUUACAUUGAAAUGAUAAUCAUUGUUAAUGCAUGUAUUGAUAUUGUAUGUACUUUGUGAGAUCCUGUGAGAGUAGGGCUUUUUAUAAUUCCAUGUUAAGCAAUGGAUGCUUCACUGCCACCUAUUGGAAGACAAUUUUUGAAAUGAUUGUUGUUUUCGUAUCAUCAUUUUAGGGUGGGAUAGUUAAAUUGGAUCUUUAUCUUCAGUACAUUAAUAGGAAGUUGCAUACACAUACAUGUACAAUAUGAAUGAAUGGAACUCUGACCAGGGACCCAUGUUACAAAGCUUGUCAUCAGUGACAAAUGACAGUUUGUUUUAUAAGCUACUGAAAUCCUUCCUUCUGAUUGGUUAUCAACAUAUUUGUCACUGAUUUUUGUCAUUUGUCACUGAAAAAAAGCUUUGUGAAAUGGGCCCCAGGUGACUACUCGGGUCAUAGGUUAUGACACAAAUAUCUAGGAGACAAAAAGGUAGCAGUAAGCUUGUUUAUCUUUAAGACAUUCUGUUUUAUUGAUUCCAUAUGAAAAGCUUGAGUUUUAUGUGACUGAGAUGAUGACUAAAAUAUUGUCUGUGACUUGAUUGGUGCUAAUGUGCUUAAUAAUCUAUUUUGCAAAUGCUUAUAAUACUGCUUGUAUCAUGUUCAUGUAAUAGUGUUGACUUAAUAUAUUUAUAGAAAUAUGAUUAUAUGUUUAAUGUGAACUUAGUUGAGGGAGGGCUUUAGUUACUCACUUUGCUCUAGCAUUUGAUUGAUCGUGGGCAACUGUGCAUUGCAAUGUAAUCAUUUCUCAUUUACACUUCAAUUUUUGUGAGCACUUGCUUUUAGGGCAAUGUUGCAUUUCUUGUGCAAUAAUAAAUCUGUUUUGUAAACAUUAUUUUAUGGGCAGAGUAGCAAUGGAUCUGGUCUUCUAAGAUUGAAAUAUGCAUAGUUUAUUGUAACAAUUUUAUUUUAUUUUGUUUAUAUAUUUUUUUGGGGGGUGAUUGACUCUCAAUUUUCCUUUACUCACUUACUCUCCGUUGUAAGAUUUGUUUGUUUAAUGUGUACUUGUAAGUCAUCCACAUUAUGUGUGGACUUUUUGUAUGGCGAUAGUUACUUAAGACAUCUAAUGAUAACCUAGAAAAAAGCAUUCUGUGUCAUUGUGAUUGAAAGUAUAUAUUAUCAGAGUUUUCUUAGAAGUCAAUCCAACUUAUGGCUUCAUUAUGAAUGCUUCCGAAGUUUAUACGUUGUUGAUGGUUAGAUACAUGCUAUGAUAGAUGUUAUUAUUCUCAAGUUAUAGUUUGCUUCAGUUUUUAGAACCAAUGGAUUUACCCAAAUAUGUUAUCAAUGCUUGUGAACCAAGUAGUGACAUUGCAAUCAACUAUAAGUCUGUGCAUUUUUUUUUUUAAAGGUUUAAUGCUGAUUUUAGUAUUAAACAACAAAAAAUGAAAACAUAGUUCUACAAAACAUGUAAAGAGAGUAGAACAUAUGUAUGGUCUGACAUAUUUGUUGUAGAUUCCAGCCCUAGUUAUCUCUGGCCAAGUAUUCAUCAGGUUUAAUGUAUAUGGAUGUUAUUUCAUUCGUUAUGAUAAACUGUAUGUUUAAUACUGUUGACAUUAUGUGAGGUUUAAAAAUAUUGUGCGAGUCAGUAAUUUGUUUAUGGGCAGUUUAAUAGUCAAGUCAUACCCAACCACAUUGUUGACCUUCCUUCGUUUAUCAUGUCAGUCAUGUCGAAAUGCUGAAGCAGUACACGUGUGUAACAUUUUCCAAUAGAGAUACAACUAUGUGUAGCCAAAUUAUAUGCUUGUACAUUUAUUUCAUUGAAGACAGUUAUAUAUUAUAAUGUUGAGAAGUACUUGUAUAUAUGAUUAUUUUGUGGUAUAUAUUCUGUAUCAAAUAAAUAUAAAUAUUGAUCAUGUC